Thamnophis elegans (Western terrestrial garter snake) is the source of this 4007-nucleotide messenger RNA. It is a transcript of the gene ATXN2, whose product is annotated as ataxin 2. Gene Ontology annotation, molecular function: RNA binding. The record is from RefSeq and is a predicted model, not a curated record. Gene Ontology annotation, biological process: cytoplasmic stress granule assembly. The transcript is spliced from 25 exons. Lineage: Eukaryota; Metazoa; Chordata; Lepidosauria; Squamata; Natricidae. Bases 128 to 3301 code for a protein of 1057 amino acids. Gene Ontology annotation, cellular component: cytoplasmic stress granule.
GGCUCCCCCGGGCGGGCGCAAGGCGGGCGGGGCGGCCCCGGGAGCGCGGCCUUCGCUGGGCAGAGGGCGCACCAGUGGCAAAGGGCCCCCUCAACCCCCAAUCCCCUUUCAAGGCAUAUACGCAAACAUGCGAAUGGUUCACAUACUCACGUCCGUUGUCGGAUCAAAAUGUGAAGUACAGGUGAAAAAUGGAAGUAUAUAUGAAGGAGUUUUUAAAACUUACAGCUCUAAGUGUGAUUUGGUGCUCGACGCGGCCCAUCAAAAGACAACAGAAUCCAGUUUGGGUCCGAAACAGGAAGACAUCAUAGAGAGCAUUCUCUUCAAAUCCUCAGAUUUUGUUAUGGUGCACUUUAAGGACAUGGAUUCCAGCUAUGCCCAGAGAGACGCUUUUACCGAUUCUGCCAUCAGUGCUAAAGUGAACGGUGAGCACAAGGAGAAGGACCUGGAGCCCUGGGACGGAGGAGAAGGCGCCUCUGCAGAGGAUCUGGAGGCUCUAGAAACGGAUGUUUCGAACGGAUGGGAUCCCAACGACAUGUUUCGCUACAACGAAGAAAACUAUGGGGUGGUAUCGACCUACGACAGCAGUUUGACUUCCUACACGGUGCCCCUGGAAAGAGAUAAUUCCGAAGAUUAUUUAAAACGGGAAGCGAGAGCGACCCAAUUAGCAGAAGAAAUCGAAUCCAGCGCCCAAUACAAGGCUCGGGCGGCUUUGGAGAACGAUGACCGGUCAGAGGAAGAAAAAUACACCGCAGUUCAGCGAAAUGCUGCCGAACGAGAGGGAUCCCUGGCAGCCCCCAGGGAGAACAAGUACAUCCCACCCAGCCAGCGCAAUCGAGACGCUCUCCCUUGGGGCGCCGGAAGGCAGAACUCCCCCAGGGCUGGACCAUCUGGAUCGGGCCCCUCCAUGCCCAGACCCGGCUCUCAUGCGCCAGACUACAGCCUCAACUCGGGCACCGACCAGAGAAUCGUGAAUGGAGGUGUUCCCUGGCCCUGUCCAUCUCCUUCCUCUCGCCCUCCUCGCUACCAGUCAGCUCCCACCACUCUUCCACCACGGGCAGCCACCCCUACGAGGCCGCCCGCCAGGCCCCCCUCGCGGUCCUCCAGGCCCCCGCCUCACCCCUCUGACCAUGGCUCUCCAGCUCCCGUCGCUACACUGCCUAAACGCAUUUCUUCAGAAGGACCCCCCCGGAUGUCUCCCAAGGCGCAGCGGCACCCGCGAGGCCACCGAGUCCCGGCGGGGAGAGGCGUCAUCUCCAGCGGCUUAGAAUUCGUCUCCCACAAUGUGCCGGGCGAAGCCAGCUCCUCCUCUUCUUCCUCCUCCUCUUCCUCCUCGGCCCGAGGCGGCUCUUCAGGUGGGACGUGGUCCUCGGUGGUCAUGGGGGUCACCAGGUCGUCCCCCAAGGCGCACAGACCCCGGUCUCCGAGGCAGAGCAGCGGGGGAGGGGUCCCUCCCGGCCCGGCCUUGUCUUCCCCCCAAGCUGGCUCCACCCCGGCCGAAUUUGCAGCCAGCCCGGUGCCAGCGGCUUCACCCACCCCUGCCAGUCCUGCCACCCACAGGGCAGGAACCCCAUCGGCCGAAGCAAAAGACUCCCGGCUGUAUGAGCCGAGGCAGGGCGGCUCCUCCCCUGCUGCAGCCAAGGAACAUCUCAAGCCCACUGAAGCUUCUCCCAAUUUUAGCAAGCCGGAAGGCAAAGGAGUUUCUCCGGCGGUUCUAGAACACAGAAAACAGAUCGACGAUUUGAAGAAAUUCAAGAACGACUUUAGGUUACAAUCCAGUUCCAACCCUGAAAUGGUGGAGCAGCUACUGAGUAAAAACCGGGAGGGCGAAAAAGUCCGGGAGGCCCCCAAGGAGAAGGUGGACCCCAGCCCUAAAGACUCGGCGGCCGAGCCGGGCAGCAGCGUGGCCCCCUUAGCCGGCGGGAGCAACGCCCAGAACAGCCCCAGUGUUUCGCCCGCCAGCAGCCUGGCCGAGCCGAAGGCUGCGCCGGAGGUGACCUCCCAGGGGGUGCAGACCUUGGGCCCCGGGGCCAAGCAGGAGAAGGAGGACAAGGACGAGAAGAAGGAUGCCACCGAACAAGUCAGAAAAUCCACGUUGAAUCCCCAUGCGAAGGAGUUCAACCCCCGGUCUUUUGCCCAGCCCAAACCUUCCACCACACCAACUUCGCCCCGUCCACAAGCCCAGCCCAGCCCCUCUAUGGUGGGCCACCAGCAGCCUGCUCCGCUCUACACGCAGCCCGUGUGCUUCGCCCCCAACAUGAUGUACCCGGUUCCGGUCAGCCCAGGCGUCCAGCCCUUGUAUCCCAUCCCCAUGACUCCCAUGCCGGUCAACCAGGCCAAGACCUACCGAGCAGGUAAAGUGGCCAACAUGCCUCAGCAGCGACAAGAGCCUCACCCGCACAACCCUCUGAUGCACCCGGCCUCGGCCGCGGGGGCCCCCAUGGUCGCCACGCCGCCGGCCUACUCGGCCCAGUACGUCACCUACAGCCCCCAGCAGUUCCCCAGCCAGCCUCUGGUGCAGCACCUGCCCCAUUACCAGUCUCAGCACCCCCACGUCUACAGCCCUGUCAUUCCGGGCAACGCUCGGAUGAUGGCGCCGCCCGCCCAUCCACAGCCGGGCCUCGUUUCUUCUCCAGCCACCCAGUACGGGGCCCACGAACAGACGCAUGCGAUGUAUGCAUGUCCCAAAAUUCCCUACAGCAAGGAGACAGGCCCUUCUUUCUACUUUGCCAUUUCCACCGGUUCUCUCGCUCAGCAGUACGCCCACCCCAGCGCCACCCUGCACCCCCACAGCCCCCACCCGCAGCAGUCGGCCACCCCCACAGGGCAGCAACAGACGCAGCAUGGGGGGAAUCACCCAGCCCCCAGCCCCGUGCAGGCCCACCAGCACCAGGCGGCCCAGGCCCUCCACCUGAGCAACGCCCAGCAGCAGUCGGCCCUCUACCACACCGGCCUGGCCCCGACGCCUCCCUCCAUGACGCCCGGCUCCAGUGCCCAGUCUCCGCAGAGCAGCUUCCCCACCGCCCAGCAGACCGUCUUCGCCAUCCAUCCGUCCCACGUGCAGCCGGCCUACACCAAUCCCCCCCACAUGGCCCACGUGCCCCAGGCCCAUGUGCAGUCAGGCAUGGCCCCUUCCCACCCGCCUGCCCAUGCUCCAGUGAUGCUCAUGACGACGCAGCCGCCGCCCGGUGGACCCCAGGCCAUCGCCCAGAGCGCACUGCAGCACAUUCCAGUGUCGACCGCCACCCACUUCCCCUAUAUGACACACCCUUCAGUUCCUACUCACCAUCAACAACAGUUGUAAAGCCGGAGUAACUGAGGCUGGAUCCCUCUUUUUGUUUUUUUUUUCUUUUAAAAAAAAAAAAGGCCAAAUACCUUCCUUCCUUUCUUCUCCUGCUUCAUCCAACUUGGAAGCAUACAGAAACAGAAGCAAAAAAACGAAACAAAAAUCAACAAAAAAACCCUUAGUAUUUCACUUCUUUUUAAGGGGAGAGCAAAACAAAAACAAAAAAAUACUCUUCCUAAAGAAACGCCCAGGUGUGUCCCAUCCGGUAGGAAGGCUACAAAAGCAUUCCCAAAUUUUCCGUGGGAGAAAUUUGGGGCAGAGGCAAAGGCCUCUCUCCCUCCGGGGGACGAUUCCAGGAUUCCAGGGGUUUGCGUCAAAAUAAACUAAAAACCACCCUUCCCCCCACCCCCCACCCCAGUUCGCUUGCAGAAAAAGGAAAAGGAAAAAAAACUGGAAAAGCUAUUUAUUUUUUAAAAACAGCCCUUCGGAGUUCCCGAUUCCUGAGCUUUUAAGAAGAACAGGAACGGGAAUGGUGAGUCUCGCCGCUUGUUCUCACUAAAAAAUAAUAAUAAUAAUAGCAAAUAGAAUUAUGGGGAAAAAAAUCAAGACUCUUAAAAAUCCCUUUUGCCGCUAACUAAACUUUAAAAAAAAGAGGUUUUGUGGGGAGGGGGGGGGUGGAAAGAAAUUGGUCAAAUGGAUAUGGAUUUAUUAUUUAUAAAAAAAU